CAACACUGCCUUUUCCAAAAGCGUCUUCUGCUAGAGGCACAUUUUCGUCAUCCGUCAAAAGUUUUGUUCCCGUUGUUCAUUUUUCCCUUAAUAAAUAAUAAAAAUGGCUGAAAAAAUGAGAACGGAAAUCGCUUCCAUGCUCCAAGGAAUAGAAAGGUACAACCCAGACAAUCUUCAAAAACUAGAACGCUAUGUAGAGAUGCAAGCGCAAGAAAAUAUUUACGAUCUUGAAGCAAACUUGAGUGUACUACGACUGUACCAGUUUGGUCCAAAUUUCUACCGUAGCAACAUUGUAAACCUGAUCUUACUGAAAGCGAUGACCAAUUUACCACACACAGAUUUUCUACUGUGUAAAUGCCUUUUGACUCAAGACAGGUUGGAGGAACCUCAAGUAAGCAGAGUAAUGGUCCUUGCAGAUUUGUUGGAAACUUGUAAAUUCAAGCAGUUUUGGGAGGAAUUGGCCAAAUGUGGUGAUCUCAUCAUCACUGUCCAGGGAUUUGAAGAUGCAAUUAGGAAGUUUGUUGCUCAUGUUGUCAACAUCACCUACCAGACAAUUGAAGUUCCAGUUCUCAAGGAACUCUUGGGCAAUGUCAAUGAUCAAGUUCUGAAGCAGUGGGUCGGCAAGUGCAGUUGGAAAGAUCUCGGCAAUGGACGUGUUUUCGUCACGUCGCAAGAAGAUUUGGUCAAGACCAAGAACAUCACUGAAAAGAUCGAGUUUGAAAAUGUUGCUGGUAUUAUGGCUCAUUGCAUUUAAAGGACGGUUCUUCACAAAUCCAGAACCCGAAAAAGGAGGAAAAAUAAUAAAAAAAAGAAAACAUACAAACAAUUCCAAGGGCAGUGUAUUACUGUUUUGAAACAGCUUGAUAUACACAUUUGUCAUGUUUGAACUC
Messenger RNA from Daphnia carinata, 890 nucleotides. It is a transcript of the gene eIF3k, whose product is annotated as eukaryotic translation initiation factor 3 subunit K-like. Gene Ontology annotation, biological process: regulation of translational initiation. Gene Ontology annotation, cellular component: eukaryotic translation initiation factor 3 complex; cytoplasm. Gene Ontology annotation, molecular function: translation initiation factor activity; ribosome binding. The coding region runs from base 104 to 754 and encodes 216 amino acids. Lineage: Eukaryota; Metazoa; Arthropoda; Branchiopoda; Diplostraca; Daphniidae. The record is from RefSeq and is a predicted model, not a curated record. The transcript is spliced from 4 exons.